AUGCUAAAAUUGGUUUUUAUUUCUCUAUGUGUUGUGGCCCUUUGCUUGGCAAAGCCAGCCACAAGGGAUGUCUCCUUUAAUGAUCGUCCAAUAAUCCACACGACAACAGGAUGGCUACAAGGCACCACGGAGUCAUGUGGACUCUUCUGUAGCUACUACAGCUUCAGGGGGAUCCCCUAUGCAGCUCCACCAGUUGGACAGAACCGUUUUAGAGCACCACAACCCCAUCCUGGAUGGUCUGGAACACGUGAUGCUUCAGAACAUGGUGCUAGUUGCCCAUCAGGAUCCCGCUUGAGUCGUGUUGUCAAUGAGGAUUGUCUCUUCCUCAAUGUCUACUCGCAAGAUCUUGUUGGACGUCGUGCUGUGAUGGUGUGGAUUCACGGUGGCUCCUUCAGCGGUGGCAACGGUGAUUCCUUCACCUAUGGCCCAGAUCACAUUGUGGAUGACAAUGUUGUAAUGGUGACCAUCAACUACCGCCUUGGAGCUCUUGGGUUCCUCAGUACGGAAGAUCAACAUGCUACAGGAAAUUAUGGUCUCAAGGAUGCAAUUAUGGCUCUCCGCUGGCUUAGGGCGAAUAUUGCCAAUUUCGGUGGUGAUCCAGACAACAUUACAAUCUUCGGCGAGAGUGCUGGAGGCGCAGCUGUUCACUACCUCCUCUUGUCCCCAAGUGCUCGUGGACUCUUCCACAAAGCCAUCUCCCAGAGUGGAUCUGCUUUGAAUCCUUGGGCAUUCCAAACGAAUCCUCGUGAUGUGGCCUUCCAGCUUGCAAGAGAUUUAGGAUUCAAUAACAUCCAAACCACUGAACAAUUGAUCAAUACCCUGAGAACAGUUGAUCCCAUGAGGCUUGUGGAAGCAACUCCUGGAUCUAUGGACUAUCCCAUUGUUCGUGGAAUUCGCCCAAUUCCCUUCGUUCCUAGCGUAGAUCCUCCGGGCACAACGGGUGAUGAAGUUUUCCUCCCACGUGCCCCGAUUGACAUCAUGCGCGACGGACAAUUCACCCAGGUGCCCUACAUCACAGGCUACACGAGUGCCGAGAGUCUUGUGAUGAUUCGUGAACUUCUGCUGGAUCCCAGUGUCUUCCCCACAGUGAAUGCAAAUCCAGAGCUGAUGGUUCCCUUCUGGUGGAAUGUAGCACCAGGUAGUGCAGCAGCUCAGUCAAUUUCACGUCAAAUUGCUGAUUUCUACUGGAACGGUGUACAACUGCACAACGACAUCCGGGAACAAUGGACGCACUACCUUACAGAUUUAAUGUUCGUCUGGGGUAUCGAUCAGACAGUUCGUCUCCACGCCUCUCGGCAACAGCAGCCAGUUUUCUACUACCGCUUCAGCUUCGACGGUAGUCUCAACAUGAUCAAGAGGCUCACGCUCCUUACGGCUUAUCCUGGUGCUGUGCACGCCGAUGAUAUAUUCUACCUCUUCUCCGUCACGAGUAUUCCUCCACCACUUCUGCCUACCAAUGAAGCCAUCAUGACACGUCGUCGUAUGGUGAGACUCUGGACGAAUUUUGCCCGAUUUGGCCAUCCAACAGCCAAUCAGGAUACCAUUGUUCAGGUCAACUGGUCACGUGUGGCUGGAACUCAGGAAUUCCUCGAUAUCGACACACAGCUCCGCUUUGAUCGUCAUCCAUUCCAACAGAGGAUGGCCUUUUGGGACCGUCUUGAGGAUCGUCCAAUAAUCCACACGACAACAGGAUGGCUUCAAGGCACUACGGAAUCUUGUGGUCUCUUCUGUAGCUACUACAGCUUCAAAGGGAUCCCCUAUGCUGCUCCACCAACUGGACAGAAUCGCUUCAGAGCCCCACGACCGCAUCCUGGAUGGUCAGGGACACGUGAUGCUUCAGAACAUGGUGCUGGAUGUCCUUCUGGACGAAAUGUGGAAACGAAUACAAAUGAAGAUUGCCUCUUUCUCAAUAUCUACUCUCAAGAUCUCAUUGGGCGCAAAGCUGUAAUGGUGUGGAUUCAUGGGGGUGCCUUCAAUCUCGGUGAUGGAGAUUCCGGGAUGUACGGCCCUGACUUUAUUGUGGACGACAACGUUGUGAUGGUGUCCUUCAACUACCGAAUUGGAGUUCUUGGCUUCCUCAGUACGGGCGAUCAUCAUUCUACUGGCAAUUUUGGCCUCAAGGAUGCCAUCAUGGCCCUUCGAUGGGUACGAGAUAAUAUUCUAAACUUCGGUGGAGAUCCAGACAAUAUCACAAUCUUUGGUGAAAGCUCUGGUGGUGCAUCUGUUCACUAUCUCCUCCUAUCUCCGAGUGCUCGUGGACUCUUCCACAAAGCCAUCUCUCAGAGUGGAUCUGCUCUGAAUCCUUGGGCCUACCAACCAAAUCCUCGUGAAGUGGCCUUCCAGCUUGCAAGAGAUUUGGGUUUCCCCAAUAUUCAGACCACAGAGCAAUUGAUCAAUACACUGAGGACAAUUGAACCAUCGCGCCUUAUACAAGCAGUUCCCAGUCCAAUGCAGUAUCCCAUUGUUCGUGGCAACUUCCCACUUCCUUUCGUACCGUGCAUGGAUCCUCCAGGAACAACGGGUGAUGAAGUUUUCCUCCCACGUGCCCCGAUUGACAUCAUGCGCGACGGACAAUUCACCCAGGUGCCCUACAUCGCAGGCUACACGAGUGCCGAAAGUCUCGUGAUGAUCCGUGAACUCCUGCUCGAUGCCAGUGUCUUUGAUGUGGUAAACGCUAAUCCUGAACUAAUGGUUCCCUACUGGUGGAAUGUAGCUCCUGCAACGGCCCAAUCAAUUGCCCGCCAAAUUGCUGACUUCUACUGGGGCGGUGUACCUCUGCACACGGACAUCCGUGAACAAUGGACGCACUACCUUACAGAUUUAAUGUUCGUCUGGGGUGUUGAUCAAACUGCCCGAAUGCAUGCUGCACGUCAAUCACAGCCUGUCUACUACUACCGCUUCAGCUUCGAUGGAACCCUCAACAUGUUCAAGAGAUUGCUACUUCUAACCGCCUACCCGGGUGCUGUACAUGCAGAUGAUCUCUUCUACCUCUUCUCUGUCACGAGAUUCCCAAACAUUCUUCCACCAACAAGUGAUGCUGCAACAACUAGAAGACGAAUGGUGAGACUCUGGACGAACUUUGCACGUUUUGGCAAUCCAACUGCCAAUCAGGAUACACUCAUCCAGGUCAAUUGGGCACGAAUGACGAAUGCAAAUGAAUUCUUGGACAUUGAUACACAACUUAUUCCUGGCAGCAAUCCCUUCCAAGAACGUAUGGCCUUUUGGAAUCGUCUUGAGGCUCAAUACGGAUAAAAGGAUAUUUUAUUAAAAUUAUUUUCAAUAAAA
Lutzomyia longipalpis is the source of this 3285-nucleotide messenger RNA. RefSeq lists its product as uncharacterized. The coding region runs from base 1 to 3252 and encodes 1083 amino acids. NCBI's taxonomy places the organism in Eukaryota, Metazoa, Arthropoda, Insecta, Diptera, Psychodidae. The transcript is spliced from 11 exons. The record is from RefSeq and is a predicted model, not a curated record. Gene Ontology annotation, molecular function: hydrolase activity.